UCAACACCCUCAAGAACAAGAGCAGGAGAAAGCUUAUCAGAAAGCUAUAUAGCCUUCCCUGUUAAAUAUAUAUAUACAUACAAGUAUGGAUACACUGCAUAUGUAGCUGAUCAAAUUUUGAGCGAAAGAAAAAGAAAGAUCAGAGCUUUUGAGCUAGGUAGCUUUUUUUUUUUUUUUUUUAUUUCGUAGCUUAGUUUUGAGGCCAUGGCAGAUGAAUUUCAGGUAGGGAGCGGCAACUGGUGGGACUCCUCAACAUCAUCAAGAACCAGAUUUGACAGGGGAUCAACAGCAGCAGCAUCAACUUCAGUGAAUAGCAGCAUUAAUAUGGGAAGCUUCGGGUGGCCGACAGAAAUAGUGGCGGCAAGGUCUUCUAUGGAUGCUUCCGUGUCGAUGUCGGGUGGCUCCAUGCUAUUCCCAGCUGCCGUAGAUCAUUCCUCCCAAAAGCUGCAAGCCCACGAAUCUUCUUCAGCAGGUGGCAGCGGUGAAGGCGCCAUGUUACCGGACCCCAAUUUACAAAUCAUGGGCUUAGCUCUCUCAUCUCAGACCAUGGAUUGGAACCAGGCUGCCCUCUUUCGAGGUGAAAAACCUCAGAGCAGUUUUCGUUCUAUGCUUCAAGAAGACGCAAGCACGAAUUUUCAACAAGAAUCUGGAGUAACAUCUUCUCAAGAUCAUCAGUGGAGGCACAAAUUAUAUGCCGGGAGCCCUGAUGAUUCCUCGGUCAUCACCGAAUUCAAGCCGAUGAAUCAGAGGGGACUUUCGUUGGAUCAACCGCAGUUUAGUUCAAAUAUGAGCAGUAGUAACAGCACCAUAACAUGCCAAGGUUUAAGCCCGAAUUUUCAGGUGGAAUCAGCUUCUUAUGCUGCUAGUCCAAAUAGUAUUUUACAAGGACUAUUAGUACCCGAUCAUCAUCAUCAGCAGCAGCAACAAUCGAUGAAUUAUUCAUAUCCCACGAGCUAUGGGAUGGAGAGUACAAGUAAUCAGUUGAUGCCUUCUAAUUCUUGGUCUAAAUUCCCUCAAUUUCUCAGAAAUUCGCCACCCAAACAGCAGCCUCCUCAUGGUCAGUUGCAUUUCUCCAACAACACUCCAUUCUGGAAUGCAUCCUCAACCGGAAUGAGUGAUGUCAGAUCAAGCUUGUUCCCACCACUGCAAACACAACUUCCUAUGCCGAACUUUGAAGAAAAGUCCAAGAAUGCGUCCGAAGUUCGAGAUUUGCCCGUGGCAAAGAAAAGUAGUAGUAGCAGUAGUGCACCAUCCAACAAAAGACCCCGGAACGAGACACCAGCGCCCAUGCCAGCUUUUAAGGUGAGGAAAGAGAAGAUGGGAGACAGAAUCACUGCCCUCCAACAAUUAGUUUCACCUUUUGGAAAGACUGAUACAGCUUCUGUUCUAUCUGAAGCCAUUGAGUACAUUAAGUUUCUCCAUGACCAGGUUAAUGUCCUAAGCACUCCAUACAUGAAAAGCGGAGCUCCCAUGCAGCAUCAACAGAAUCCGGACAAAUCCAAGGAUCCAGAGGGACCUAAGCAAGACCUUAGAAGUCGAGGACUAUGUCUAGUGCCAGUUUCUAGCACCUUCCCUGUCACCCAUGAGACUGCGGUUGAUUAUUGGACCCCUACAUUUGGGGGAACAUUCAGAUGAGGAGGCAAAUCCAAUGAGGCAACUAUUCAUAUCGGGGGAAGGAGCAAAAUAUGUGUAUUUGUCAACAAGAUCUUGUCAAACCCUAGCCAAGCUGGGGGAUGAUAGGAUAGCCAAACUGGAGCUAGCUAUGUGAAUGUGCUGCUAAUCCAGGAAGACGAACUGAUGGAAACAAGGGGGGGAAAAAGAGAGAGAGAGAGAGAGAGAGAGAGAUAUUAGAUGAUGAAAAAGAAAGAAAAUGAUUCGACCCUUUAGAGGACAAACAGUUGCUGGCCCAGCUACAGGCAAAAUGAUGCAACUUUGGACGAUCUUAGGGACCAGUGUAGUAGAAUAUAGUCAUGUAAUAAUUGAAGAAUUAUGAUUAAAGGUUGGUUAGGGAAUGACAAAUGGUGCUGAUUGUUUUAGGAAAUUUAUAAGCAUAUAUAGAUUAGUUUAGAGCAAAAUUUGUUGUAUGUUGUAGAUGAAUAUAAUUCGGGGGAAGACUAAAGGAGCUUUUGUUGUUACA
Coffea eugenioides is the source of this 2137-nucleotide messenger RNA. RefSeq names its product transcription factor bHLH123-like. Gene Ontology annotation, biological process: regulation of transcription by RNA polymerase II. Gene Ontology annotation, molecular function: protein dimerization activity; DNA-binding transcription factor activity, RNA polymerase II-specific; RNA polymerase II cis-regulatory region sequence-specific DNA binding. The coding region runs from base 205 to 1635 and encodes 476 amino acids. The record is from RefSeq and is a predicted model, not a curated record. Gene Ontology annotation, cellular component: nucleus. The transcript is spliced from 7 exons. NCBI's taxonomy places the organism in Eukaryota, Viridiplantae, Streptophyta, Magnoliopsida, Gentianales, Rubiaceae.